GACAUGCACAAAUUAAGGGACCGUCUCUAAAGUUACAUACGACAUUGGUAUACAGGUUUCUAACUUCAAUAGCAUUUGAAGGGAAUGACUUAGAGUCAUAAAACCAACUGGAAAGUGUUCAUCUUUACAGACCCGGUCUCCUCUAAAUCAUAACCAUACAUACCGCAGAUUGUUCCGCGUUCUCUGACAGGUACUGCUGCCAUGCGUGACAAAACUAAAAUAGACAAGAGGCAACUUUCUCAGAACUUUCGACUCGUUUCUGUAUCACAGCUGUACAGCUUGCUGCUUUCUUUCUCUACGUCACGAACCGCUGGAAAGGCGCGAGACACGUGGAGCCUCCACGCAAUGGAGCUGCGGUGGCUUCCCGCACAGAGCUCUGUACACCGCACAUCCAGCACACAGUGCAGGAAACUUCCUCCACACGCGGGACAUGGACUGCACCCCGGCCACAGCAGAAGACCGCAACUUUCUGGCAUGCACACCAGUAUCAGCGAGAUCCUGAAGGAGAAGAACCUGAAGUCGUCUCGACGCAGUCUGCCCUGUCUAGCUCAAAGUCAAACACAUCCUCACAACCUCAGCCACUUCCUUUCUGUGCCUCUGAAUCCAGAGCCCAAAGCAAACACAAACACCCACAGUGUCCGUGCCUCCUGUACACACAUCACCCCUCCAUCCACAGUAGAUGUUAAUAAUGGCCAGUAUGUAGAGGAGAUGGAGACAGCAGUGUAUGAGUCUAGAACAGACAAAUCACUCCUCAUCCAGCAGAAGCCUGCAUCAAGAGGCAAGCUGGAGGCUCGUAUGGAUUCAGUACGGGGAACUAAUCCAGUAAAUGCCAAAGGGCUUUUGUUUCGAGAUGGCAAGAAACGAAUUGACUAUAUUCUGGUGUAUAAGAAGUCCAGUCCUCAGGUUGAGAAGAGAUGCACUUUUGAGAGGAACCUGCGUGCAGAGGAACUGAUGCUGGAGAAAGAGCCCUCUUUAACCAACAAUGACAUAAUGUUUGUAAAGGUACAUGCUCCAUGGGACACGCUGUGUAAAUAUGCAGAGCAAAUGAACAUCAGAAUGCCUUUCAGGAAAAAGUGCUACCUCUCAGACUGGAAAAAGAAGACCAUGGGAAGUCGAUUUCAUUUGAGAUGCCGUCAAAUAAAGAGUUGGCUGCCUAGGAACCCGAUGAAGCUGGAUAAGGAGGCACUGCCUGAUCUGGAGGAGACAGAUUGCUACACUGCCCCCUUCAGCAGGGCCAGAAUGCAUCAUUUUACCAUCAACAACAGAGAUUCCUUCUUCUCCAACUCCACCAGAAGCAGAAUAGUGCACCACGUAUUACAGCGCACCAAGUAUGAGGACGGCAAGUCAAAGAUGGGUAUCAACCGUUUACUUGGCAAUGGCACAUAUGAGGCUGCAUUUCCCCCUCAUGAGGGAAGCUACAAGAGCAGACAUCCGAUAAAGACGCAUGGGGCUCAGAACCACAGACACCUGCUCUAUGAGCGAUGGGCUCGCUGGGGCAUGUGGUACAAAUACCAGCCUUUGGACCUCAUACGGCGGUACUUUGGGGAAAAGAUUGGCCUGUAUUUUGCAUGGUUGGGUUGGUACACGGGUAUGUUGAUUCCAGCAGCGCUGGUUGGCCUUUUUGUCUUCCUCUAUGGCCUCUUCACCAUGGACUCCAGCCAAGUGAGUAAAGAGAUCUGUGAGGCCAACACCACCAUCAUGUGCCCCAUGUGUGAAGUGAACUGCAGCGCCUGGAAACUCAGUGACAGCUGUGUCUAUGCAAAGGUCACUCAUCUCUUUGAUAAUGGGGGCACAGUCUUCUUUGCCAUUUUUAUGGCAAUAUGGGCCACCGUCUUCCUUGAAUUCUGGAAAAGAAGGAGAGCAGAACUGACCUAUGACUGGGAUUUAAUUGACUGGGAGGAGGAAGAGGAGGAACUACGGCCCCAGUUCGAAGCAAAGUACUCGCGAAAGGAGAGAGUGAACCCCAUCUCAGGCAAACCAGAACCUUUCCAGCCAUUCAGUGACAAACUCAGUCGCCUCAUGGUCUCUGUGUCGGGGAUCUUCUUCAUGAUCUCCCUGGUGCUGACAGCAGUGUUUGCUGUGGUGGUUUUCCGGCUCAUUGCCAUGGAGAAGUUCGCCUCCUUCCAGUGGGAGUUUGUAAAGAAGAACUGGCAGUUUGCAACUUCUGGCACUGGAGUCUGCAUCAACUUCCUGAUUAUCAUGUCUCUCAAUGUGGUUUACGAGAAAGUGGCCUAUCUGUUAACAAAUCUUGAACACCCACGGACCGAGUCUGAAUGGGAGAACAGCUUUGCCCUCAAGAUGUUUCUCUUCCAGUUUGUCAACUUGAACAGCUCCACCUUCUACAUUGCUUUCUUCCUAGGAAGGUUUGCAGGCAGGCCUGGAGAUUAUAAUAAGCUGUUUAACCGCUGGAGAAUGGAGGAGUGCCAUCCUAGUGGCUGUCUUAUUGAUUUAUGCUUGCAAAUGGGAGUGAUCAUGGUGUUAAAACAGAUUUGGAAUAACUUCAUGGAGCUGGGCUACCCGCUGUUACAGAACUGGUGGUCUCGGCGGAAGAUGAGACGAGCAGGAGAACAGAAUAACGUGGAAAGCAAAGUACAGCUGCCUCAAUGGGACAAAGACUGGAACCUACAGCCCAUGAAUGCCCAUGGCCUGGUGGAUGAGUACCUAGAGAUGGUGCUCCAGUUUGGUUUCACCACCAUCUUUGUGGCGGCAUUUCCUUUGGCCCCUCUGCUGGCUCUGCUCAACAACAUCAUCGAGAUCAGACUGGAUGCAUACAAAUUUGUGACACAGUGGAGGAGACCCAUGCCAGCCAGAGCGACUGAUAUUGGAAUCUGGCAUGGUAUCCUAGAGGGCAUUGGUGUGGUGGCUGUCAUUACAAAUGCAUUUGUCAUUGCCAUCACAUCUGACUACAUUCCUCGGUUUGUCUAUGCCUUUAAAUAUGGGCCCUGCGUGGACAAAGGCUACCACCAUGACCAAUGCCUGAGAGGAUAUAUGAACAGUAGUCUGUCUGUAUUUGACAUGGGAGAACCAAAGAACGGAAGUCAGUAUGAAACACGACACUGCAGGUAUCGAGACUACAGAGCUCCACCAUGGAGCUCAAAGCCGUAUGAGUUCACCCUGCAGUUCUGGCAUGUGCUCGCCGCCAGACUGGCCUUCAUCAUCGUUUUUGAACACCUGGUGUUUGGCAUUAAGACCUUCAUUGCUCAUUUGAUCCCGGACAUGCCUAAAGACCUGUGUGAACGCAUGCGCAGGGAGAAGUACCUCAUGCAGGAGAUGAUGUAUGAAGCAGAGUUGGAGCACCUACAGAAGGAGAGGAAGAAAAAUGGCAAGCGUUAUCACCAUGAGUGGCCUUAGCUGUGCCUAACAGAUGGACAUAUCAAAUGCACAUCCAUGCACACACCAAUAAAUAAAUGCUAGAGCACAUAGGAAUACAGGCACAGUGGAGGACCGUGCAGGAACUGCAAAAUAUUUGCAUUUACUCAUGCAUGCAUGUCCAUGCCACAGCUUUGGAUGGCUAAGCUUUACUCAACAA
Ictalurus furcatus (blue catfish) is the source of this 3529-nucleotide messenger RNA. It is a transcript of the gene ano3, whose product is annotated as anoctamin 3. Gene Ontology annotation, cellular component: plasma membrane. The record is from RefSeq and is a predicted model, not a curated record. The coding region runs from base 202 to 3351 and encodes 1049 amino acids. Gene Ontology annotation, biological process: chloride transmembrane transport. The transcript is spliced from 26 exons. Gene Ontology annotation, molecular function: chloride channel activity; protein dimerization activity. NCBI's taxonomy places the organism in Eukaryota, Metazoa, Chordata, Actinopteri, Siluriformes, Ictaluridae.